This is a messenger RNA of Morone saxatilis (striped sea-bass), 1524 nucleotides long. RefSeq lists its product as uncharacterized. The transcript has 6 exons. Gene Ontology annotation, molecular function: hydrolase activity, hydrolyzing N-glycosyl compounds. The record is from RefSeq and is a predicted model, not a curated record. Lineage: Eukaryota; Metazoa; Chordata; Actinopteri; Moronidae. The coding region runs from base 311 to 1300 and encodes 329 amino acids.
CAACUGUGUCUUUACCCAAUCUUAUCAAAAAACUCUUUCCUUUAAAAGCUGUGACAGUAACGGUGGCUGGAUUGGACCAAAAAGGCGCCAGUACGCUAACCUCCGUUUAAAUAAGACAACAAGGACAUAGUCAGUGUUGUUGUUCGCUGUGAAGCUAACUGUGUGUUUACAUGGAGACCAUCAGACAGGUCCACAAACUGAACUUACGACGGUGCUUUGGAGGUGUGCGGCAAAGCGAAGUUGUUUUUAGGCAAAGACUAGGGAGAAAACACUAUGGUCUAACCUCCAGGAAGUGAAGUGCUCCGGUGCAAUGGAAGCCAUGGGAAAGAAGCUGGUGAUCAUCGACACAGACUGCGGCAUAGACGAUGCUCAGGCUAUAAUGAUGGCCCUGGCAGCACCCAACAUUGAGGUGUUGGCUGUUACCUGUGUGUUUGGGAACGCAGCGGUGGAGAAUGUGUGUCAGAACGUUCUGAGGGUGCUCUCCGUCUGUAAGUGUAAGGGGAUUCCGGUGUUUCGAGGUUCUGGUGGUCCUCUGGUUGGAGCCAGUAAACCAGUGAGUGACCACUUUGGAACUGAUGGACUUGGGGAUGUGAUUGAGGACAAAGAUCCAAACUGGGAGGAGAAAAUCCAGAGAGAGCACGCAGUCAAUGCAAUGAUUAGGCUGGUGACUGAAAACCAGAAGCAGGUCUCCCUGGUGGCCAUUGGCCCACUCACCAAUCUAGCACUGGCUGUCAGACUGGAUCCGUGUUUUCCCCAAAAGCUCAAAGAUCUGUACAUUAUGGGUGGCAACAUGGAAGGAAAAGGAAAUGUGACACUAUGUGCAGAGUUCAACUUUGCAAUGGAUCCAGAGUCUGCCUAUGUUGUUCUUGAAGAAUUUCUCUGCCCUACAUACCUGGCAUCAUGGGAAUAUUCAUGCAGAAACGCACUGACUUGGGAGUUCUUUGAAGAGUUGAUCAAUCAGGACACGCCGGCCGCACGCUUUAUGAAGACGAUAACCUCUAAAUGCUGGGCUUACUCCAAAGAGGCAAUGAUGAAUAAGAGAGACCUGUACUUUGGACCUGGCUUCGUCUCUUACGAUGCCUACGCGAUGGCGGCCUGUAUUGACAGCAGCGUGGUAACAGAGAGAAUCGAGUGUCCCGUCCGCGUGGAGCUGCAGGGUUCGAUCGCUAGAGGCAUGAUGGGGCUGGAUCGCACAAAUAUGCUGAAGAAGAGCCACAGCGUGUGUGUUCUGACUAAAUGUGACGUUGCCAAGUUUCGUAAGUUACUCAUGAAGUCUGUUAGACAACCUAAGAAGAAGUAAUCGUUGGUGACAGACGUCACGGUAAGAAGAAAAAAAGACACUGUAUCACCCUGAAUAUCAUUAAAUAUAAAUAAUUUUAUUUUUUUAAUGCACUGUAUGAAAAUGUUGACAAAUAGUAGCAGUUAGUAUUCUUUGACCAAUUUAUUCUCACAAAAGGCUCUGAUAUAUUUCAUCAAAUGUUCAUGUUUGUGUUAACUGUGCCACAAUUAAAUAAAAAACAUAAA